This is a messenger RNA of Melitaea cinxia (Glanville fritillary), 1674 nucleotides long. RefSeq names its product proteasomal ATPase-associated factor 1 (gene Lis-1). NCBI's taxonomy places the organism in Eukaryota, Metazoa, Arthropoda, Insecta, Lepidoptera, Nymphalidae. The record is from RefSeq and is a predicted model, not a curated record. Bases 17 to 1201 code for a protein of 394 amino acids. The transcript has 6 exons. Gene Ontology annotation, molecular function: protein binding.
UAAAAAGCAAUAAAUAAUGUCUGCUCAAAAACCAGUUAUACAUAUACAAAGUAAUUGGAAUAAAGUUUUACUGUUUCCACAUCAAGAAGUCUGGAUAUGUGCAAAAUAUUUAAAUCAAAGAGGUAUCCAUGAGAUGAUAAAAACAUCAGUAAAUAAAAACGAAAGGACUUUACAAAUCUCUAUAUCCCCUACUUAUCAAAUGAUUUCUUUGAGCGGAUUAGGUUUAGUACUCAAACAUAAUGCCUCUGGUCUAAUAGUAGCUUUUGUUCCUGAAACAAAGGCACAUAAAGUUCACAAUAGAGCAGUGCUAUCUGUUGCUGCAGCUAAAAGUGCAUUAGUGGUGUCUUCUUGUGAGGCACAUAAAUUAUUUGUUUGGGACAGCAGAACAAAUGAGCAGCUUUUAGAUCUGAGAGGUCACGGAGGCCCCAUAUACAAAUGCAGGUUCUUCCCCUCUGGUAUAGUUGUAUUAUCUGCGGGAUCUGACGGAUCCUGCAAAAUCUUUUGUGCAAAAUCUGGAAUAAACCCAGUCACACUUAAAGGACAUACAAUGUCUGUAGCAGAUACAUGCAUUGUUGAUAGAGGGAGGAAUGUCAUAUCGGUUAGCAAAGAUGGUUCAGCAAAGUUGUGGGAUGUCGGUGAAUCCAAGUGUCUAGGCAAUGUUCUUCAAGCACAGGGACCGAUUAAUUGUUGUGCUCUAGCUGAAACUAGCGACGAAAUUACAGUUGAAAAUGAAAGAGAGGUAGCUACUGGUAAUAAACUUCUAGUAGUUGGUUGUGAAAAUGGCCUCGUAAUAUGUGCUCAUGUUGCAAAAAGGGCAGAAGUAUUUAGAAAGCAACUUAGUUCUGCCUGCAACGCAUGUGUCAUCAUAGAUCAAACUAUUAUUGUAGGGGGCAGUGAUGGGAAGAUAACUCUACUCAACUUGAAAGAUGGAUCUGUAACAAGAGAAAUUUAUGAGUCAGAGAGUUCAAUCCUCAGUAUUGCAGCGUUACCUAAUCAGCUGUUUAUUGUUGGAAGACAAGAUGGCAAUUGCGCCGUUCUCUCUUUACAAGAAGCUUGGUAUUCUACCAGAGUUCAACUUACAGGUCCAGACUAUGACGGCAUAAGGGACAUAGCUUUUAAUGAAAAAUGGAUUUUUACUGCUUGUCGAGAUUCAUACAUUAGGAAAUAUGAUUUCAAUCAAAUUAAUGUCCAUUUCAAAUGACAUAAAGUAAUAAAAAGUUAGGAUUAAAGUAUGUGAUAUGUAAAUGUAAACCUUUUAGAUGAUUGGGAACUUUAGUUGUAAAUAUGGAUCAUAAAAAAGUGAAAAUAAAUCAUAUAUGUAAAAGCAGCAUAAAUUUAUGUCACGAUAAAAUCAUAACUUACGUAUUUCUUAAUUAUUAGUGACGUGUGUUUUUAAAGUAAACACUAAGCUAGAGGCUAGAAAUAUUUUUUUUAAAAACAGUUAAUAAAUCAAGCUUACCUUGGGUUUUACAUAAUAAGUCCUAUAUCUACUAACUCCACUUGUAAGUUUUUUGGUUACUUUUUGCCAAAUGAUGGAAUCAGAAUCAACAUAAUAUUUUAAUUUCAUCCAUAUAUAAAUACUGUCUUGUUUGUCAAAUUGUCUCUUGAUGUCUGUAUUAAAAAAAAUUUUGUUAAAAUUUUAACGCGUCGUUUUAAUUAAAUUGACGAUUUUAA